This is a messenger RNA of Penicillium verrucosum, 570 nucleotides long. RefSeq lists its product as uncharacterized. The transcript has a single exon. Gene Ontology annotation, biological process: ubiquinone biosynthetic process. Gene Ontology annotation, cellular component: mitochondrion. Bases 1 to 570 code for a protein of 189 amino acids. Lineage: Eukaryota; Fungi; Ascomycota; Eurotiomycetes; Eurotiales; Aspergillaceae. Gene Ontology annotation, molecular function: oxidoreductase activity, acting on paired donors, with incorporation or reduction of molecular oxygen, NAD(P)H as one donor, and incorporation of one atom of oxygen; FAD binding. The record is from RefSeq and is a predicted model, not a curated record.
AUGGUCAACGCAGCCUUCCGUCUCGACAUGACAGAUCUAACCUACAUGAUGGGCAUGCAAUCCUCAUCUUCCUCUUCUUCCGAUGCAACCCACUCCCACCAAGACGAACUCACCUGGCGCGUCCAGCACACCCAACUCCCAUCCCAAACCCCUCCCCCAGCAACAGCCGUGCAGACAGGGACAGUCGCUUCCUUCCCACUGCGCUUCAGACACGCAGCACAGUACGUCUCGCCGCGUAUUGCGCUCGUCGGCGACGCAGCGCAUGUCAUCCACCCGCUCGCUGGACAGGGUCUAAACCUCGGUCUGGCGGAUGUUGCUUCGCUAUCGAAGACUAUUCAGUAUGCUGUCUCGCAUGGUAUGGAUGUAGGUGACUUGCUUACUCUCGAGCGAUACUCGUCUGAGCGGUACCUGCCUAAUGCGAAGAUCGGGGGUGCUUGCGAUCUUCUGCAUAAAAUGUAUAAUGUUCCCGGUGAAGGGCCUAUUACUUGGGCGCGUAGUCUCGGACUAGGUGUCGUUGAUCGGUUGCCUUUUGUUAAGUCGUUCUUGAUGAAGAAUGCUGAGGGGUAUUAG